AUGUUGAAUUUCUUUGGAGAACUCGAUGCCCUGCCAAUUAAUGAUUAUUUCUUACCAAGUCACGCGAACGGAAAGACAUGUCUGAAAUAUGACACUUUCACAAAUUCAUCCCAAGCGCCAUACCAGAAAAGACCAUCCUCUGCAGACGGCUCAUCAGAUGGGCGAGAUGACUUUUAUGGAGCUCCUUCUGGCGAGGUCUUGUUCUCAAGUCGGCAGAAACGCGUUAAGACAGAACCCGAACGCCUCCUUCCCAUGACAGAACGCUUGACUCAGAUCGAUAUGAAGACAGACGAAGACCACUUUCCAGGUGACGAUUCAUUUGACGAUAUCGAUAUGGACGCGUUCAUGGCAGUAGUACAUGAUGUUGAUAUGAAACCGGCCGCGUCUGUUCCUGAGGAAAUCUCGGAAGUGGAACACCUGGAUGAGAAGAAACCCGUGUUGUGGCUUGCGGUAUACGAUUCACUUAUCGUGUCUUCCGAAGACCUUUUUGGACCUCUGGCCACUAAUACUUUGUCAAUAAAGUCUUUCGACAUCGAUUAUCUCGAACACCAAGUGCCUGGGUUUUAUGUUGUGUUGCCGAGAAGAACUUGGAACGAACCCUUUUCAUUCUUUCGCGCGAAAAAAAGCGCGGAGCAAGGGGAAGCCGAAGGGUGGUAUGACACCGAUGAAGUGUCUAAGCUGACAGAUGUUUACAGAAGCUUUGAUGCUAUACGGUCCAAACGGGACGUCAAGAAGUUCAACGGCAAAUUUGUCGAACGCCAAUUCGUGUUCGGGGAUCCAAACAUUCCGAAAAGAAAACUACAUUGA
Lentinula edodes (shiitake mushroom) is the source of this 807-nucleotide messenger RNA. RefSeq lists its product as uncharacterized. Bases 1 to 807 code for a protein of 268 amino acids. The record is from RefSeq and is a predicted model, not a curated record. NCBI's taxonomy places the organism in Eukaryota, Fungi, Basidiomycota, Agaricomycetes, Agaricales, Omphalotaceae. The transcript is spliced from 3 exons.